Molecule: messenger RNA, 3931 nt
Organism: Pocillopora meandrina
Lineage: Eukaryota; Metazoa; Cnidaria; Anthozoa; Scleractinia; Pocilloporidae
Source: the annotation of a GenBank genome assembly
AUGACCUUGAAGCUGUACUGCACAACUUUUGUCUUUAUUUUCUUCUUUCAGUUUAAAGAAGCAAUAUUUACUGAUAACAAAAGCUCUUUCGAUGUUUCUAACGGAAUUUUAAGCUUCGCCAAUCUUUUCUCGUUUCCUAAUUAUCUACUGAACGCUACACCAUUUGAAUCUCUCUUCGUUUAUGGAGAACAAGACUGCCUUCAAGCUUGUACAGAGAGCCCUCGAUGUCGAUCGUUGAAUUUCAAAGGUUCUAAAUUACAUGGAAAAUUUCUCUGUAACCUCUUGGAUACUGACAAAUUUAAGUCGUUGAAGCUAUUUGGUGCAAGUUUGGAUUUUCAUCACUUCAGUGUGACGGUGAGUAUUUUGAUAAAAAAAUCCCUAUUUGAAUACUUUUGUGUGUGUUGUGCUAUCUAUAAGGACAGCAGGUAGUUUUAUUAGAAAGGAUCUCUAUCUAAUUUUUUGGAAAAAUUGUUUAAUUCAUCUGUUACUAUAUAAUUAUUUUUAGUUUUUUUUCAAACUUGAAUAAGCCUUUUUUUUUUUUUUAAAAUUUAGAAACCGAAAAGAAUUGCAAUUUACGUUUAUGCUUAAAAUUUUCUUAUAAACCAGCCCAAAUUUGCGUAAUUUACGUUUAACUUCGACUCAAUAUCUUUAUGGAUGUGGCUUUUUUUAGUAAAAUUUUCUGACAAUAUCAUAUCGCCAACGUUAGACCAACGCCUUACGUAUGGAAAUUUUUCGUUCGGAUUUGAUUAAUUAUUUAUGUUAUUUUGAGAAAGCUGCCUUCCUUCCUUUUGACACUAUGACAAAUUGAGGAAUGCUGAGUGCAAAUCUAAAUACAUCGACAUAAAUUGAAAUUUUUGAUGGUGAAAAAGGGAAAAUUUUGUUUUACCUGCUGAAUUUUUGCAAUUAUUCCAUGCAGGGAUUUUAGCAAGUUUCGUCAACUUUCAUUAGAGCGGUAUUCUCGUGAAACGCAUUUCCUUCCUAGACCGCAAAAAAUGUGUAUUUUAUAAUUUGCCCCAUGUUUUUCCAAUUAUUUGUCCAAAAAAAAUAAAAUAAGUGUAUUCAGAGAAGCAAGUCAUUGCCUUUGUUGCAAAGAAUCGAUAUCUCGACGGUAAAGCGAUCUGUCGUCGAACAGGAAUAUCGACCCUGGUGACUUUUAUCGGCUAUGAGAAAUCUUCCGCUUGCCUAGCUUUGUGAGGAUACCACAACAACUCUGAGCCUCUAGGAACCCAGACUUCCUGUCACACUUACCCUUAGUCAGAUUAUCGGUUCUCCUUAGGCCCCCUGCGAGCUCGAUCCGUGCGAGAACGGAGGGACUUGUCGACCAGUCGAGAUGGCAUACGACUUCAAAUGCGCCUGCCCACCAGGAUUCUUUGGGAGGCAAUGUGAGAAGUGUAAGUAUGCCUGCAUUUUUCAGAUGAAGCAAAUGUUGCUGAGAAGAUGGCUUGAGGAAAGCGGAAUAAAACUAAAAUACUUCUUCCUUACAUAGCUGCUUCUAAGUUGCUGGUGUGCAUUUAUACUCCUAGAUGGAGCGGGGCGCCGUUGGAGUAGAGCGUUGUAACUCUUACCACAUAGGUUCAAUUCCAGAUCUUAAGAUUAGGAGUCCUGUUAAAAAUGAGCUACAUAUUGAUUCGUUCUCUAACGGGACGAAAGAGAUUGAUGAAAAAGAGACAUUAUUAUUUCACAGGUAUUAAAAGAAACCUCGUGCCCAGACUUCCUCGGGGGUCCCUUAAGGGCAUGUAUCUCAGCAAAUUUGUUUCUUGUCAACUUCUUAUUUUAGUGAUCAAGAGCUGCGCGGAGCUGCUAGACGCUGGCUUCACAAACAAUGGUGUCUACAAAAUUCUUUUUAACAACUCUCAAGUGUUCGACGUGUACUGCGAUCAGUCCAGCCGGGGAGGAGGUAAUAACGAAGAAAACUUUACCUUAUUAUGCACGAAAUUCCUUAGAAAAAUCGCAUUUGAAGACCUAUGCGCUUAAAGAAGAGAAGUGUUCUUUUCCAUCGGCAUCUUUUGGCGCAAUUUUCAGUGGAGCGUCGAAAGUCAUCGUAGAUAUCUUUUAUUUUGCUUUACUUUGCUGCGUGAUUGGUCCUUAAAGCUUGCGCCACUUUUUCAACCAAUCAGAUUUUAAAUUUAAACCAAUCACGCUUUGAUAACUUCUGUUCUCCUACGCCUAGAUGCUUUGCUUGUUUUGACUUUGUGCUCUCAUUGUCCCUUUGGGUCAUUCUUUGGGUCAUUUCCCCGCCCCCCCUCCCUUCCCUCCGUCCUCUGAUUGGCUGUUAUAACUUCGACUUCGGUUUUUACGACACUCAAUCGAAAAAGUUAUCUUAGAUUUCCACACAUGUAAAAAUUGGAGAAAGGGAGAGAGAUUGCAUGGGCAACCCAUCAAGCUAGCUUUUAAAGUAUGAAAGAUGACACCCAAGACACGAAAACCUUCCCUUUUCUGGUCUCACGCAUGCUCGCAUAGCUCAUAGCCUCAUAUUUUCCCGCGGGCGCCGUAACGAUCGUGCGCAAGCGCUAAUAAUGUUGGCCUGCUUGCACGCUUUCCAGAUGAUGCAUUUGAGAAUCAAGCGCCGGGCGCAUGGCGGAGAAAUGCUUGUGUGUACUAAGCUCUAGUAUUCGCGGAAGACAAUUUAUUUUGUAUACAGGUUGGACAAUGGUUUUCAAGGUUGUGUCUGGCGUCUCGGCUAACGGUAGGAGCAGCUCGCAACUGUGGUCUUCCCCAGAGACGAUCAAUGAAAAUAGAUCAGAGGCGUUGAACAUCGAUUCUUCAUUGAGAGAACAUUACAAGAACCGCUUUGUGCCAAAUUGGCACCUUGCAAAACCCAAAGAGGUAAGUCUGUCUUAGUUGCCCAUGACAAGUUCUCUUAGUCAUGCAUAGUUGACUUAUGAGUGACUCAAACAGAAUUUCUCCUUCAAAUAUCGAUACAAUACCAAGCGCCCAAGUGAUGAGAAAUAAAAUAAAAAAAAGUAUCAGUUAGGGGCCGGGACUAUCAGUCGAUCCAACACCAAAUUCUCCAAACUCACAUCAUAAGAAAUGUAUGGCAGACAGUAAGGAGAAUUACUAAUGAGAUAUCGGUAGUGAAAGGGUUAUCAAAGACUUCUUAUGACGUGUAUUCAGAAUUCAUUUAAUGCUUUAAUGCGUAGUAAAGCAAUGACCAUGCCAAAAAUUAUCUGGAACUGAGAAACUUUACCUCAUUUAUAUUCCGUUUUCUGAUUGGUUUAUAAAGAUCGCAUCAUCUAUGUCGCCAAUCAGAUUUAAAACUGAAACCAGUUUAGACAUCUGUAUCAGACCCCUUCUUUCUUCGCAUGGUCACUUUUUUCCAUCGCCAUUAUUGACCGAGAAUCUAGAAUCCUAGGUACGCUCAUUAUAUACUGUAUGAGGGGGGGGGAGGGAGAGGAAUCUGUUUAUUUCACAAUAAAAUUAACCUAAUCCCCCAUGGGACUCUGUAGUAUUUUGAUGAUUCCCCCAACUCGCUGGCAGUCAAACGUCUAAAGUCUCUCCUCUACACUCCAUUGGCGACGACUGAUCCCCCCUCAGUCUCCCCACCCGAAUAAAAAAUGACUAGUCCCUCACUGAUAUAAUUUGUUUUUUUUAGGUGCAGAUAGCUUUGUACAGACGGAAUGGCUCAGAGACCCUUUAUAUCGUAUUCGACUCUACUAGUUCUGACAACAAAAACUGGUUUUCCAAAAGUCGGAUCGUUCACUCUCCGUGGACAGAUUUGGAAAGCGAGCACCAGAAUUACUUCUCGAUCAAGGGCUGUUGCUAUGGAAGGGAUUUCUACAUUUCCAGAAAUCAUGGCAGCUGCCAUGAUGCAGGAUGGCUGGCUAUUACUGUGAGUGCCUGUGGAUGGGAGAAACGUCUUCCUCCUUUUACUGUUUUGUACAGUAACAGGACGACAUACACGAGUUGGAAUCAGUUCGGUAAGAUUCGCGAA